GGGUCUUUACAGGAGACUUACAGGGCGUUGAAAAAAUCAUCUUGCCCUUUCCUUUUUCUCUCUUCCCUCUCUCACUUUUCCCUUGCUAACGAUUUUACCCUUCCCUCCCCUCUCUUCUCUCUCUCCCGAUCCCCUCCAGCAACCAGGCUCUUGCUGUCGCCGCCGACCGUUGCUGCCUCCUCGCCCUCGCCGCUGCCCCCUCGCCGACCGCCGCGGGCCGCCACCGUUUGAGUUAUCCAAUUUAUCGCUACUUCAGUUUAGAUCUAAAAUAUCUUCAAUUUAUCGCGAUAAUAUCGCCCUGUAACCCAAUUUGUAGAAGUCUCCAUGUACAAAUUAGCAUGACCCGCCAAGUAUUUAUUAAGCCCCAUCCGUCCAUAUUCUCACCUUUUUGUCGUUCAGUUGCUAGAUUGGCAUCUGCUUAUAAGGUCAAGCGGCAGAUCCAGAUCCGAAAGUUACACCAAAAAUCUUCCCCCAAUUCUUCAGAAUGUUCAAAAUCAAAUCUCUCUCUAGGUGGCAAAGUCAACCAUAAGGUUGGCACGGAUAAGAGGGAACCAUAUGGAUCUUCUGAUGAAGAAGAGUUCGAAGGAACUGUUCAGGCGGAUUUUGCUUUCUUUGAUCCAAAAUCUGAUGACUUCCACGGGGUGAAGGGUCUGCUGAUGACAUACCUUGAUCAUCAGGAAUGGGAUAUAAGUGGUUUUGCGGACCUAAUAUUAAGCCAAACAACAGUAGGGACAAUCAUUAAAAUAGAGGAAGAUGAUACACCAUACUCUGUCGUUACCGCUCUUAACUUGGGAAGAUAUAAGGAUCAUAAAUGUAUUAAGGAACUCACAGACUUCUUGCUUAAAGCAUGCAAGGACAAGGAUAUACUCGGUAACUUGAGAUCCUUCUUCAAAGAGCAAAUGCAGAAUGUCGGGCUUUUGGUCUCUCAGCGUGUUGUCAAUCUCCCUCCCCAGCUCCUGCCACCUCUUUAUGAUGCGCUCUUUGAUGAAAUCUCAUGGGCGACAGAAGAUGAGCGGACGGAGGAGCUCAGGAGGUCCUUUUGCUUAAAGCACUAUCUAUUGCUAACUAGAAUCUAUGAGCAUAUGAAUGGUGGAAAAAAAAAAGGCAGCAGUAAGGAGGCUACAAUAUUUAUUAAGGCAGAGGAUGAAAUCUUUUACCAGUUCCUGGUCCUUUAAGUUCCCAUUGCGCAUUGAGCAACUUGCAAACGAAGAGGUAUUUUCCAGUUGAUGGCAUUAGUGUUAUUAAAGCAACUAUUAUGAUUCUACAAUUACAAUUUUUUUUAGUUUGUAUAAUAUUUACUCUUUGUGUGACUCAUUGAAUGCACCAUGAAUCAAACUAGGCAUGAAUUCUUUUGCAUCAAAUUGGCAUCUUUAUUAUUCUAUUUUGUUUACUUUUAGAUGCUCAAUUUUUCUGAGCAUGUGAGAUUUUUGCAUCUUUAUUUUGGACAAGGGCAACAAGAAAUUGUUCAAAUCAACAAGUGUAAGUCAAAAUUAUGGGAAAUUAUUUCCUUAUAUUUAGAAUGCAUAUCAGGCCAGCCAAGUGGUGGCUUGCUCAAGCAUGUUCGAACUUUAUAUGUUCACUUUGUGAGUCAAUAUCAAAGGGCAUUUAAUGAGUAAAUCAGAGUCAAACUUGAGUGGCAUAGUUAUUGUACGUGCUUAGUUGUAAGCUUAGCUUGCUGAGUUUGAGAAGAGCUCAAAAAGUUGAUAAGCUCAAGGCAGGUCAAACAUGGGAUUAUAUAGAUAAAUGUGGCUUGGCUUGUUUAGAUAAUGAAUUAUGUCCAACUUAGACAAUCUGAACAGCUCUGAAGCUCCAAUAGCUUGCCUUAUUCUUUGCAUUUAUUGUUCCAAGUCAUUGCUGGAAAAAUGGAAUUAGUAUAACUGUACUUGCAGCUGAAGAAUUACAGGUUGAUGGGUUUAGUCAUGGUUGUUGAAGCAGAGAAGAUUUCAAUGUUCCGACAACAGUUGCAUUCUUUGAUAAGUGAAUCGUGAUGAUACUAGAAGAUGCACUGUCUCAUCAAUGAAGUGUGUUUGCUUCCGACAUUUCUCAAAUAAUAUAACAAGUAGAGCUGAUCGUUGUUUUUUAGCUCACCUGUUACCUAAUAGGGAAAUCCUCAUUAGAAAAUCUUUUGUGAUGUUGGUGGCACAAGUGCAUUAAUCUUAUUCAAGACCUGCCAGUUCUUUGUGGGCGUUUUAGUAGUAAUCACCAGCUAUGGUUGUUAUUUGUAUUGGACCUCAGUGAGUAGCUACAUAGACUUAAAGAGUUAAUUUUAUUGAACUUAAUGCUAGAAAUUUUGUUUUCCUAUUGUGUUAAAAGAGCAUUGUUUCAUACA
Molecule: messenger RNA, 2329 nt
Organism: Diospyros lotus (date-plum)
Lineage: Eukaryota; Viridiplantae; Streptophyta; Magnoliopsida; Ericales; Ebenaceae
Product: protein BCCIP homolog
Exons: 7
Coding region: 339-1175 (278 amino acids)
Cellular component (GO): nucleus
Source: RefSeq, a predicted model, not a curated record